GCUUGAUCUAUAAUCCCUUCUGGUUCCAUUGCAACAGCCUCUCGCCUUCGCCUUUGUAUGCUCUUUGGCCUCUAUCCAUAGACCAUUGACAUACGAAGCUUUUUCCUUCUAUUGUCAAGCUACCACCUGAUAUGGCGCCCUCGUUUGUGGACGCUCCCCUCGCCCAGGACCUGGGUUCCUUCUCUAUCAACAAAAAGCAGGACGUCACUGGCAACAAAUUCGGCUAUCAACCGGGACGAACGACUGUGGAGGAUCAUGAAAACUAUGCAUAUCAAGACCUGCUACCAUCGUUUCCAGAUGUUCACUGGGCGCCGUUGGCAGUGAUUCCCCAUGAAGAUCGAGGUCUACAUGGCGACCCCAACUUCCGGCACCUUCUCCAAGACGCGACAGAUGUCUUCGACUACACUCCCAAGAUCGGUACUGAAGUCCAUGGGGUCAACCUUGCCAAAUUGACAGACGCGCAAAAGGACGACCUAGCCCGCUUGGUUGCUGUUCGUGGCGUAGUCUUCUUCCGCGGUCAAGACGACCUGGACAUUGAUGCUCAACGGGAUUUGGGUAGACAUUUUGGAAAGUUGCACAAGCAUGCCACCACGGCUGUGCCGAAGAAGGAAGGACUGGAAGAUAUCCAUGUCGUCUACGCAGGUGACAAUGCUACCGAUCAGCGGGCGAUGUUCACACCCAGCUUCUUGUGGCAUUCAGAUGUCACAUAUGAAGUUCAACCUCCGUCGUACACAUCCCUCAAGGUGCUAACAGGCCCUCCGCGAGGAGGUGGCGGAGACACUCUCUGGACAUCUCAAUAUGCAGCAUACGAUGCACUUUCUCCUCACAUGCAAACAUACCUCAAGGGAUUGACAGCUCUUCAUUCUGCUGAAAUGCAAGCAUCAGACUCUAAAGCGCUCGGGCGAACUGUUCGUCGCGAGCCUGUCACAACGGAGCAUCCUCUGAUUAGGACGAACCCUGUCACUGGCUGGAAUAGUGUUUUCUUUAAUCCUGGAUUUGUGACUAAAAUCGUCGGGAUUCCCAAGGUUGAGAGUGAUGCUAUCAUUCGGUAUCUUACAGAGGUGAUUGCGACAACACAAGAGAUGCAUGCUCGCUUCCAAUGGAACAAGAAUGACGUGGCUAUUUGGGACAAUCGGACCAAGAAUCAUUCGGCUUCUUAUGGAUUUGCCCCUCAUCGUCGCCAUGCAGUCCGAGUUGCCUCUCAUGCCGAGCGCCCGGUCCUGGACCCAGCGGGACGAUCACAGGAGGAAGAGUACAUCGCUCAUUACAACCUUCCUCCUGUGAACAAAGAUGGCUCCCAUCAGUCUAAUUACAAUGACUGAACAAGAUCACGGUUGAUGUAAUUUUAGAGUGUUUGUAUGGAGCCAUAGCGUUGCUUUGUUGGCUGUUUCAUGCCUCUCAAGCAAAAGGCUGUGAGAGCUGGUUCUUCUUGCAGU
This is a messenger RNA of Aspergillus homomorphus CBS 101889, 1436 nucleotides long. Its product is annotated as TauD/TfdA dioxygenase family protein. The record is from RefSeq and is a predicted model, not a curated record. Gene Ontology annotation, cellular component: cytoplasm. Bases 132 to 1322 code for a protein of 396 amino acids. Gene Ontology annotation, molecular function: 2-oxoglutarate-dependent dioxygenase activity. The transcript has 4 exons. NCBI's taxonomy places the organism in Eukaryota, Fungi, Ascomycota, Eurotiomycetes, Eurotiales, Aspergillaceae.